GUGGGUUUAUUAUGAGAAUCCUAAAUGUUGAAAACAUCAGGUAGACCCAGGACAACCAACACCAAAAUGUAGUGUUUUUGGAAAAAAAAAUAUUGCUUUAUACUUGGUGGAAUGAUGGGGCGUACUAUAUUAUGAGUUACUCAAACUAGGAGAAAACAUUACUGGAGAACGCUGCAGUUCUCAAUUAAAAAAUCCUGUCUAUCGGUUGACCCUGCGAGCCAGCCUCAAAACUUCCUGUUCUUUGAGCUCGAAAACGUUGUGAAUACAUUUUCGAGCUCGAAAAUACUUUGGUGUGCCAUUGUUUUCAAAAAGAAAAAAAGUUUUUUACCAUUUUUACUCCAACGAUACCUCAAACGAAUUGACCGAUUGAGACGGUUGAGGUAGCAAUCGAUGCGUUUUAUUGAGUCCUAAAGCUGAUCAGAUUUUGGAAUUGAUUUAUCAAGUCGUUUUUGAGUAAUUUCAAAAAAACUAAAAAAAAAUUUUUUUUUAAUUCUUUCAAUAACGGUUUCUCUUGAACGAAUGAACCAAUUUUGAUGGUUGAGGUAGCAUUCGACGCGGCUUAUAAAGUUUUAGAUCGGCUUAGAUUUUGAAAUCAAUCCAUCGAGCACAUUAAAAGUUAUCCAAAAAAAAACAUUCUUGAAAACAUUUUAUUCUUGGAAUAUCUCUGGUCAAUUCAACUAUACUUUAUAAUACUUGAAACCUAUUUCGAUUGUUUUUUUUUUCUCGUUUAUUUUUUAUUAAUUAUUUAUAGUUCAUUUGAUAACCUAAAUUUAUUUGUUAGUCAGUAAAUUUUUUUUCAAUUGAGAAUACCUUUACUUGCUAUAUUUGGUUUAAUAUUUUUAUACACUUUUUUAUAUAACGUUUUGUCGACAAUAAAAAAAUUUUUUGUUUGUUAUUUUGGUAAUGGAGAAACUAAGAUAUAAUCUAACUGCACAUGUUCCAAGAAGAAAUAAAUCAAUCAUCAUCUGAAGAAACAACAUUAAAAACACAAGGAUACAAAAUUCUAAAAAAACUUGGCGAAGGUUCAUUUGCCAAGGUGUUUCUUGCUGAAUAUAAACCAGAUAGUGAGCCUGACUCUAAAGUUAAUUUAGCCUGUAAAAUUGUGGAUACAUCAAAAGCACCAAAAGAAGUCGUACAAAAAUUUUUUCCGCGAGAACUAAGUAUUUUAAUGAAGCUUAACCAUCCUCAUGUCGUUCAAGUUCACAGUAUAUUUCAGCGAAAUUCUAAAUAUUUUAUUUUCAUGCGAUUUGCUGAAAGCGGUGAUCUUUUAGAAUAUAUUACGAAAAAUGGCUCAGUUGGAGAAAUUCAAGCUCGUAUUUGGCUACGUCAACUUACUCUGGGUUUACAGUAUUUACAUGAGAUGGAAAUUGCUCACCGUGACAUGAAAUGUGAAAAUGUUUUAUUGACUAUUAAUUUCAACGUUAAACUCGCAGAUUUCGGAUUCGCUCGUUACGUAACGGAUAUUCGUGGAAAACAAGUAUUGAGUGAUACUUAUUGUGGUUCCCUACUGUAUGCAGCACCAGAAAUACUUAGAGGUUCUCCGUAUAAUCCUAAGAUAGCCGAUAUUUGGUCACUUGGUGUAAUUUUGUAUAUUAUUAUAAAUAAAGCAAUGCCUUUUGAUGAUACAAAUUUGACUCGAUUAUACACGCUGCAGACGAAUCGUCGUUGGAAAUUCCAACAGAAAGUUAUUGAUCAACUUAGUGAUCAAGUUAAAAAAUUAAUUGCAUGUCUACUCGAGCCUGAUACUGCAAAAAGAUGGAAAGUUAAUCAAAUUGUUCAAUGUAGUUGGAUUGCAAUGAACCCGGAAUUAGUUGUACUUAAGCCAAUUGAACAAGAAGCACUAAAUAGUGCUAUUGAUAAUCGGAAAAAAAAUGCAGAAGAAAUGAAAAGAAAAAAAACGAUCUUAUAUGCAUCUGGUCAAAAUGACAAAGAAGGAAUAACAAACGUUGGAGCAGACAUAGGAGAUAUAAAAGUGAUUAAAAAAGCUGGUGAAGCACGAUUUAUUUCAUCGAUCGUGGAAAGUAAUAUUCCAAAUUUUUAUUCAGUAACUACUGAAUAAUAAUAUUUUCUA
Messenger RNA from Microplitis demolitor, 2071 nucleotides. RefSeq names its product testis-specific serine/threonine-protein kinase 1. Gene Ontology annotation, biological process: intracellular signal transduction; microtubule cytoskeleton organization; protein phosphorylation. The record is from RefSeq and is a predicted model, not a curated record. Gene Ontology annotation, cellular component: cytoplasm. Gene Ontology annotation, molecular function: ATP binding; tau-protein kinase activity; protein serine/threonine kinase activity. Bases 935 to 2059 code for a protein of 374 amino acids. The transcript is spliced from 4 exons. Lineage: Eukaryota; Metazoa; Arthropoda; Insecta; Hymenoptera; Braconidae.